Molecule: messenger RNA, 1965 nt
Organism: Bipolaris zeicola 26-R-13
Lineage: Eukaryota; Fungi; Ascomycota; Dothideomycetes; Pleosporales; Pleosporaceae
Exons: 4
Coding region: 1-1965 (654 amino acids)
Molecular function (GO): metalloaminopeptidase activity
Source: RefSeq, a predicted model, not a curated record
AUGCUCUUGCCGCGUAUCUUACGGCGCUCCCACGCGAUAGCCGCUGCAUAUGUAGCUGCAAAGUCGCCAUUCUCCUCCACCAGACAUCUCCACGCUUCUGCCGCCCUGCGUGCCAUCGACAUGGCCAAAGUAGAUACAUCCCACCGGCUGGCAGAGCUCCGCAAGCUCAUGAAGGAGCGCAAUGUCGACAUCUACAUGGUGCCCUCCGAAGACAGCCAUCAGAGCGAGUACAUUGCCCCGUGUGACGCCCGCCGAGCAUACAUCAGUGGCUUCACUGGCUCCGCUGGUUAUGCAGUCAUCACACAUGAGAAGGCAGCCCUCUCGACCGACGGACGCUACUUCAACCAGGCCGAGAAGCAGCUGGACAGCAAUUGGGAACUGCUGAAGCAGGGCAUACAGGACGUACCCACCAUCCAAGAAUGGACUGCAGACCAGGCUGAGGGAGGCAAGGUUGUUGGCGUCGACCCGAGCGUAGUCGCGGCAGCAGAUGCCCGCAAACUUGCCGACAAGAUUAAGAAGAAGGGCGGCGAGUACAAGGCCGUUGACGAGAACUUGGUCGAUUUGGUAUGGGGCGCAGAGAGACCAGCUCGCCCAAGCGAAAAGGUCAUUGUUCAGCCUGACAAGUACGCUGGCAAGAGUUUCAGCGACAAGAUCGAUGAUCUGCGAAAGGAGCUGGAGAAGAAGAAGAGUCUGGGUUUUGUCGUGUCCAUGCUUGACGAGGUCGCGUGGCUCUUCAACCUCCGUGGCAACGACAUACCUUACAACCCAGUCUUCUUCUCGUACGCCGUCAUCACACCCACCGCCGCCACGCUCUACGUCGACGACAGCAAGCUACCCGAAGACGUCAAGAACCAUCUGGGCGACAAAGUCACCAUUCGUCCAUACGAAGAAAUUUUCGGCGAUGUUACCGCACUGAACAAAGAGCUCUCUGCAACAGGUGAAAAGGACGCUACACCCAAGAAGUUCUUAACCUCGAACCGGGCAUCGUGGGCGCUCAACAAGGCCCUCGGUGGUGAAGACAAAGUCGAGGAGACGCGGAGUCCAAUCGGAGAUGCCAAGGCAGUCAAAAACGAGGUCGAGCUGGAAGGCAUGCGACAGUGUCAUAUUCGCGACGGAGCUGCAUUGAGCGAAUACUUUGCCUGGCUAGAGGACCAGCUGAUCAACAAGAAGGCUACGCUGGACGAAGUCGAUGCUGCUGACAAGCUUGAGGAGAUUCGCAAGAAGCACGACAUGUUCAUGGGUCUUUCGUUUGACACCAUCUCGUCAACAGGCCCAAAUGCGGCAGUCAUACACUACAAGCCAGAGAAGGGCGCGUGCUCAGUCAUCGAUCCCAAGGCCAUCUACCUCUGCGACUCUGGAGCGCAAUACCGUGAUGGCACUACCGAUACCACACGAACACUGCACUUUACAGAGCCGACCGAGAUGGAGCGCAAAGCAUACACACUCGUGCUCAAAGGCAACAUGGCUCUGGAGCGCGUCAGGUUUCCAAAGGGCACGACUGGCUUCGCUUUGGAUUCGUUAGCUCGCCAAUUUCUGUGGGCAGAGGGCCUUGAUUACCGUCACGGCACAGGACAUGGUGUCGGGUCGUUUCUCAAUGUGCACGAGGGGCCGAUUGGGAUCGGCACAAGGGUACAAUAUUCGGAGGUCUCAUUGGCCGUCGGAAACGUCGUGUCCGACGAGCCUGGAUACUACGAGGAUGGAAAGUUCGGAAUCCGAAUUGAGAAUAUGAUCAUGGUCAAGGAAGUCGAAACCAAACACAAAUUUGGCGACAAGCCUUAUCUCGGAUUCGAGCAUGUGACAAUGACACCUCAUUGCCGCAACUUGGUUGACAUGAGCCUGCUCACCGAGGAUGAGAAGGCGUUUCUCAAUGAAUACCACAAGGAAGUGUAUAAGAAGACGAGCAAGUUCUUCGAGAACGACGCCUUGACAUUGGAGUGGUUGAAGCGCGAGACGGCCCCAUACUAG